CAUGCUGCAGAUGUCAUGGAACGAGCAAGCUGCCAACAACAGCCUCAGCUGGGCCAAAACCUGCGCUCUGGGUCACAGCGCGUCCGCCAACCGCAAGACACCGGUGUUUGGCUGCGGCGAGAACCUCUACAUCGGCAAUGCCCCCUUCACCUGGAAGUACGUGAUCGGUGAGUGGUACAACGAGGUGACUGCGCCGGGCUUCGUGUACGACAAGGCCGGCCAAGGUGCCGGUGUCGAGCACUACACGCAGCUGGUGUGGUACAGUUCUUUCCAGAUCGGAUGCUCCGUCAACUUCUGCGCGACUGCUAAGAAGUAUUUCUACGUUUGCCACUACUGCCCAGCCGGCAACCUGAACACGCGUCUCUCCCGGCCGUACGACAAGGGGAACGCGUGCGCCUCCUGCCCCAAGAGCUGCGUCAACAAGCUGUGCGUCAACCCCUGCAUGUUCACCGACUACUACUCAACCUGCGUCCAGAUGAAGGCGACCUACGGCUGCAGCAACAGCACGAGCGGCAAGGUGAUCCAGAAGAACUGCCCCGCCUCGUGCUACUGUGACGGGAAGAUCCACUAAAGCAACGAGGGCGACCACGCGGGCGGCGGUGGCGGUGGCGUUAAAAUCGUCGCGAUCGAUGAUCGACUCCACGCCGAGCCGUUCACGGCAGCGCACGAGUUUUUUUGGGGGGUGUUGGUGGUCGCGUGGGUUUUUUUUUGACGAAUGUUAUCAGAAUAAUUGGUGAAUUGAUAAUCUCAGCACGCUUCGGUGGGGGUCAGGGGUUAAGAAGGGCUGCCACCUUGUGUACUGCAGGCCAAAAGGGCAGAUGUUUCUCAGUUAGCACCAGGACCUGUUAUUAGAACUGUCAGACAAUUCAACAUCAGAGUUUGCCAGAUCUCGGUACAGACAAUAGUAAUAAUAAUGAUAAAACAUUUGUAAUGUAGUCAUAUUCUUUGGGUCUUUCGGUAAAGUCACGUAGACAGAUUUAUAAUGUACCCGUUGGCACGAUAAUUUACAUUCCAAAGUGUGUGGCUGGAUAGUGGAGUGUGUGGAUAGUGGAGAGUGUGGCUGGGUAGUGGAGUGUGUGGGUAGUGGAGUGUGUGGAUAGUGGAGAGUGUGGGUAGUGGAGUGAGUGGCUGGAUAGUGGAGUGUGUGGAUCGUGGAGAGUGUGGGUAGUGGAGUGAGUGGCUGGGUAGUGGGGGGUGUGGAUGGAUAGUGGAGUGUGUGGGUAGUGGAGUGUGUGGCUGGGUAGUGGAGUGUGUGGAUGGGUAGUGGAGCGUGUGGCUGGGUAGUGGAGUGUGUGGAUGGGUAGUGGAGUGUGUGGGUAGUGGAGUAUGUGGCUGGGUAGUGGAGUGUGUGGGUAGUGGAGCGUGUGGCUGGGUAGUGGAGUGUGUGGCUGGGUAGUGGAGUGAGUGGCUGGGUAGUGGAGUGUGUGGCUGGGUAGUGGAGUGAGUGGCUGGGUAGUGGAGUGUGUGGGUAGUGGAGUGAGUGGGUAGUGGAGUGUGUGGCUGGGUAGUGGAGUGUGUGGCUGGGUAGUGGAGCAUGUGGCUGGGUAGUGGAGUGUGUGGCUGGGUAGUGAAGUGUGUGGCUGGGUAGUGGUGUAUGUGGGUAGUGAAGUGUGUGGGUAGUGGAGUGAGUGGCUGGGUAGUGGAGUGUGUGGCUGGGUAGUGGAGUGAGUGGCUGGGUAGUGAAGUGUGUGGGUAGUGGAGUGAGUGGGUAGUGGAGUGUGUGGCUGGGUAGUGGAGUGUGUGGCUGGGUAGUGGAGCAUGUGGCUGGGUAGUGGAGUGUGUGGGUAGUGGAGUGAGUGGGUAGUGGAGUGUGUGGCUGGGUAGUGGAGUGUGUGGCUGGGUAGUGGAGCAUGUGGCUGGGUAGUGGAGUGUGUGGCUGGGUAGUGGAGUGUGUGGGUAGUGGAGUGAGUGGCUGGGUAGUGGAGUGUGUGGGUAGUGGAGUGUGUGGCUGGGUAGUGGAGUGAGUGGCUGGGUAGUGGAGUGUGUGGCUGGGUAGUGGAGUGUGUGGGUAGUGGAGUGAGUGGCUGGGUAGUGGAGUGAGUGGCUGGGUAGUGGAGUGAGUGGCUGGAGAGUGAUGAUCAUCAAUUCCUGCCUCCCGAACUGCAGAUGACAAACCAAACAGGUCAGGUGGCAACCCAUUCGCAGAAGGAGCAGUAGUUUUUCCUCUUAGGUGUUUGUUACGACCACUUUAUAUUGACGCUUCAUAUCCUAUCUCUUACAUUGUGUACGACUCUUUAUUCAUCAGCAUAAAAAAAAAUGAAAGGAAGUCGCGACAAAGAUGUUUAGAUGUACACACCGACGUGCGUGUGACGUGGAGCGGUGGUGCGACGGUUAGCGCACUCGGCCCUCAUUGAAUUGCCUGGCGCGGCAGCGUGUAAACAUCGCCACUGGGGAGACAAAGGCGGCCAGGGCGGGGUGUCUUGCCACCCCACCCCUUCGCGUCGUGCCCGGCCUUCAUAGGUUCUAACAGCGCUUGCUACAACAAUUCUGUUAAAGAGGGGGACGAUCCCGAAUGUGUGUGGAGGACACAGCAGUGUACAUCGUUGUGUAAUAAAGGUCGUUGAAGCGACUUCUGGAA
Molecule: messenger RNA, 2578 nt
Organism: Lethenteron reissneri (Far Eastern brook lamprey)
Lineage: Eukaryota; Metazoa; Chordata; Hyperoartia; Petromyzontiformes; Petromyzontidae
Product: cysteine-rich secretory protein 2-like
Cellular component (GO): extracellular region
Source: RefSeq, a predicted model, not a curated record